CUCUUGCGACGAUGCGAGCCUUGUACUUGUCAGGCUUGAGGGCAAAUACCCAUCUGCAUGAGAUGAUCUUGGUCGUUCAAAGUUGUUUUUGUCCAUGUAUGGCAUCAUGAAGGGUGGUCAACACAGAUCUCACUUCGGUGAUGGCUGAUAAGAUCGUGUCUCCUCAGAAUGCUUUCCUUGUCUUUCCUUGUCUUCACCUCUCUCUCUCCGUUACACAGCAAUCUACCCUAGCUCACAAGCUCGCAGUGGUUCGUCUUGCCAAGCUGGCAAUCCUGACAAUGGAGUCAUGGUGCAGGAUGCACGCAUGCACGCCGCCUUCAAGCUGCUGCUGGGGUGGCGUGUCUGCGCCGUUGUGUGCCUGCCUGCCUGUAUGUUGCCGUCGUUCGCAGCGCAUUGCAUAUCCUCCUGUUUGCUGCAUCUGCCCUCUGCGUGCUGCGUGUUGCGUGUCCGGGUUGCAUGUUAGGGUGCGUGUUUUCAUGUUGGACAGACCGGCAGGGGACUUGGCCGCUAGGCCGCCUAGGGUGCUCCCUGAAACCGCUGCUGCUGAAGCGGAGAAAGGGAUAUUUCCCGCCGCGGCGCCAUGUCUGAUCCAGUAGUAGAGGGGAUGCAGCAGCAGCAUGAUGAGGACCUGCCGCCGCGGGAGGAGGUGACUGACCCUCCGAGGGAGGAGGAGGGCGAGAACGGCCACGCACCCCACACCGGCGAGGCGCCCGAUGAAAAGACCCACCGUGACGAUGAGAAGGAGGACCGAGACCACCCUCCCCGCCGUGACGAUGAGGACCAGGACAGGGACCGGCCUCGCGAGAGGGUCUCCGAGGACGAAAGGCGCCGCACGCGCACCAUACUCAUCCGCAACAUGGUGAGUGGGUGUCUCCAGGCGGACGGCUGCAUCCUAUCCUCGCGGAUGUGUUGUGCCGGUGUGUGUGUGUGUGGAUGUGUAUGUAUCAGGCGAUGGAGACUUCUCCGGGUGAGUUGCGUCGGAUCUUCAGCAAGUACGGUGAGAUCAAGGACGUCUACAUCCCACUCGACGUCUACAGACGCGUCCCGCGCGGAUUCGGAUUCGUCGAAUUCGCUGAAGAGAAAGACGCGCGCGAGGUCAGUCAAGGCAUUCAUUCAGCGGGCGAGGGAGGGAUGGCUUGGUCGGCUCAUAUGUGUGUGUGUGUGUGUGUGCAGGCGAUGGCUGACAUGACGGGUCGCCGCAUCGACGGCAAGGAGGUGGAGAUCGUAUACGGCAACGCCCGCCGCAAGACGGUCGGCCAACACAGCAUAGCCUAGCAUAGCACGCAUGAAUGAAUGAAUGAAUGAGUGGAUGAGUGCACUCAUUCUCACGAUAGAUACUUGACACUCAUCCAUCCACUCCAUCUGCCUGUUGGUUGCUCCGUGUGUGCAGAAGGAUGAGAUGCGCAACAGCGAGCGCAACCGCGAACAAAACCGAUGGGGCGGGGGAGGCAGGUAACAACUGCACACACACCUACACCUGAGCGCCGAGCACUCGCCGUAUGUUAUGUGUGUGCAUAUAUACCCAUGCCCAUGCAGUUACGACCGUCGUGACCGCUACUACGGUGACAGAGGAGGGGGUGGGGGCUAUGGGCGUGACUCCAGGGGCGGCGGUGGGUAUGGGUCUGGUCGUCGUGGUUACACGGACGACUUUGACGAGACGGACCGUCUCCGAAAUCAGUACAAGUACUACGACGCCGACCGCGACAGAGACGACAGGGACCGGGGCAGGGAGAGGGAGAGAUCUCGCGACAGAUACGAGUGAGUACGUGAGGGACGUCCACAAUGAAUACGACUCGGGGGGGUGUUGGUCUUGAAUGGCCGCUAUGCUCUCCCUUUGUGUGCUUGUGUGUGUGUGCAGCCGCUACGAUCGCCGUGACGACGACAGACGACGCGACGACCGAUAUGACCGCGACAGACGGUGACCGUCUGAUCUGAACACGCCACAACCUCACAAGGAAUCACCAGCUCAUGUGUCUGUCUGCGUGUGUAUGUGUUCUCAGUGAGCGUGACGAUCGCAUGAAUGGGUACCGCGACUAGAUCCAACACACAG
Messenger RNA from Vitrella brassicaformis, 2050 nucleotides. NCBI's taxonomy places the organism in Eukaryota, Vitrellaceae. The record is from the annotation of a GenBank genome assembly.